AUGGCUUCACAUCCUAUUUUAUCCAAGGCAUGUGGGCAUUUCUCUAUGCUCAACGAUGCUUCCCUCUUCAUCGAGAAGGGCCACAUGGACGGCACCUGGGUGACGGCCGCGUCGGGCGCCAGCUUUGACGUCGUCAAUCCAGCCAACGACCAGAUUCUCGGCGCUUGCCCCGACUUUUCGGUUGCCGAGGCGAACCGCGCCAUUGAUGCCGCCGCCAAAGCCUUCCCGGCGUUUCGUGACACGGCGCCGCGCGAGCGUGCCCGUCUGCUGCGCCGCUGGUAUGACCUGGUCAUGGCCCAUGCCGACGACCUCGCUCUGCUUCUCACACUUGAAAAUGGCAAGCCCUUGGCCGAGGCCCGCGGCGAGGUCGUCUAUGCCGCCAGCUUUCUCGAGUGGUUCAGCGAAGAGGCCCCGCGGGCCUACGGCGACACGGUGCCGGCCGCGAACCGGCCUGGUGCGCGCCAGGUGCUGACAGUGCGCGAGCCGGUCGGGGUGUGCGUGCUCAUCACGCCGUGGAACUUCCCUGCGGCCAUGAUUACCCGCAAAGCCGCUGCCGCGCUCGCCGCUGGGUGCACGGCCGUCAUCAAGCCCGCCGGCGAGACGCCCUUUACGGCCAACGCACUGGUCGAGCUGGCCCGCCGGGCAGGUGUGCCGCGGGGCGUGCUGAAUGUUGUGACGGCCAGCGCAGCGCAGACGCCCGCCGUCGGCGCAGCGCUGACAUCGUCGCCGCGUGUCCACAAGGUGUCCUUCACCGGGUCGACGGCCGUGGGCAAGCUGUUGAUGCAGCAGUGCGCCGGCAACACGCCCGGCAGCACGCUCAAAAAGGUGUCGCUCGAGCUUGGUGGCAAUGCGCCGUUUAUCGUGUUUGACGAUGCCGACCUCGAAGCAGCCGUGGAAGGCGCGCUGUUCAGCAAGUUCCGCGCAACCGGUCAGACAUGCGUGUGCGCCAACCGGCUGUAUAUCCAGGCGGGCGUGUACGACUGGUUUGCUGCACGUCUUGCUGAGCGUGUCCGCGGCGAAUUUGUCGUCGGAGACGGCGCGGUGGCCGGUACAACACACGGUCCGCUGAUUCACGCCCGAGCCGCCGCCAAGGCCGAGGCACACGUGCUGGAUGCCGUCAAGAAGGGCGCCAAGGUGUUGGUUGGUGGUACGGCCCGUGGCAAGACGGCCUCCUUUGUUCAGCCCACCGUCUUGGCCGACGUCACCUCUGAUAUGCAGAUUGCAUCGGAAGAGACUUUUGGUCCCGUGGCCGGUCUCUUCCGGUUCACGACCGAGGCCGAGGUUCUCGAUCUCGCGAACAGCACGGAGUUUGGCUUGGCCGCGUACGUCUUCAGCCAGGACGUGCAUCGGGCGUGGCGCGUGGCUCGGGCCCUGGAUGCUGGCAUGGUUGGCCUUAACACGGGCGUAAUCAGCGAUGCGGCGGCGCCGUUCGGCGGUGUCAAGUCGAGCGGGUUUGGUCGGGAGGGCAGCAAGUACGGCAUUGAAGAGUACAUGACGGUCAAGACCAUCACACUGGGUGCCGAGAGGGUGAAGAGUCGCUUGUAG
Molecule: messenger RNA, 1545 nt
Organism: Sporothrix schenckii 1099-18
Lineage: Eukaryota; Fungi; Ascomycota; Sordariomycetes; Ophiostomatales; Ophiostomataceae
Product: succinate-semialdehyde dehydrogenase (NADP+)
Exons: 2
Coding region: 1-1545 (514 amino acids)
Biological process (GO): GABA catabolic process
Molecular function (GO): succinate-semialdehyde dehydrogenase (NAD+) activity
Source: RefSeq, a predicted model, not a curated record